Molecule: messenger RNA, 1774 nt
Organism: Serpula lacrymans var. lacrymans S7.9
Lineage: Eukaryota; Fungi; Basidiomycota; Agaricomycetes; Boletales; Serpulaceae
Exons: 18
Coding region: 128-1204 (358 amino acids)
Cellular component (GO): cytosol
Molecular function (GO): NAD binding; oxidoreductase activity, acting on the CH-OH group of donors, NAD or NADP as acceptor; formate dehydrogenase (NAD+) activity
Source: RefSeq, a predicted model, not a curated record
GGAUGACCUUGGUUGUGUACAAAGUCAUGGUUCGCUCUCCGUAUGGUUCCUGUGUAACUGGUAUAAAAAGCACCCUAUAUGUAUCACUCCAAACUCAUUCCCUGCUCUAACCACCACCUGUUAUACCAUGAAGGUUCUUGCCAUUCUCUAUCGUGGAGCCAAGGCUGCAGUUGCAGAACCACGUCUUUUGGGGACCGUUGAAAAUCAGCUUGGUUUACGCCCUUGGCUUCAAUCACUCGGCCACGAACUAAUCGUCUCCGACGAUAAGGAAGGACCCAGCAGCGACUUCCAAAAGCACAUAGCUGAUGCUGAAGUCCUAGUCACAACACCUUUCCACCCCGGAUAUCUGACAGCAGACCUUUUUGAAAAAGCCAAAAAUCUAAAGAUCUGUAUUACUGCAGGCGUGGGCUCGGACCACAUCGACCUUAAUGCUGCUGUAAAGAAAAGCGUUCAAGUCUUGGAGGUUUCUGGCUCCAAUGUCACAUCUGUCGCGGAGCAUGUCGUCAUGUCGAUUCUUUUGCUCGUCAGGAACUUUGUUCCUGCCCACGAGAUGAUUGAACGAGGCGAUUGGCAAGUAUCUGAUAUCGCCAGAAAUGCUUUCGACCUUGAAAAUAAGGUCAUUGGUACCAUCGGUGCCGGGCGGAUCGGGUAUCGUGUACUGCAACGCCUGGUUCCAUUCGACCCUAAAGAACUUCUUUACUACGAUUACACUUCUCUUCCUGACGCAGUAGCAAAGGCUGUGAAUGUUAGAAAAGUUGACGAUCUUAAAGAAUUCGUGUCUCAGUGUGACGUCGUGACUGUCAACUGUCCUUUGCACGAAGGUACUCAGGGACUUGUCAACUCAGACCUUCUUCAACACUUCAAGAAGGGGGCCUGGCUAGUUAAUACCGCCCGAGGUGCCAUCUGCGAUAAAGAUGCGGUUGCACAAGCUGUUAAGAGCGGCCACCUCAGAGGAUAUGCUGGUGAUGUUUGGAAUGUUCAGCCUGCACCAAAAGAUCACGUCUGGCGCACUAUGAAGAACCCUCUCGGCGGCGGAAAUGGCAUGGUUCCGCAUUAUUCGGGGACCACUCUUGACGCCCAGGCACGCUAUGCUAGUGGUACAAGAAGUAUUCUCGAGAAUUACAUUACCGGAAAAGCUCAGGACCCCCAAAAUGUUAUUGUAGGAAAAGGCAAAUAUGAGAGUAAAGCUUAUGGCCAACGUUAAUUGGGGUGGGCCAUGCCCGGGAUGAAUGUCCACUUCAAAGGCUUCAAAGGGACUAUGUACUAAUGUAUAAUAGAAAUUUCACGCUUGUUAUAUACACAUCAAUUUACAAGUCCGAAUACAGCUCGCACGUCCCCUAUCUCAGACUACAGUAAGAGUGGUGUUUAGGACGGCUAACGCGCUAUUGCCGAUCAUGAUGUUAAACUGCCCCGGCUCGACGACCCACUCUUCCCGUACGGUCCAUACCGCCAAUUGCCAAGACAUGACCUCGAUAGUAACGGUUUGAGACUGCCCAGCCGGGAUAUCCACUUUCGUAAACCCUAUCAGUUCCUGGUUUGGUGUCACCACGGAGCUAACAAUGUCCGUCAUAUACACCUGAACAACUUCUUUUCCAUCCCUUGAUCCAGUGUUAUGUACUGUUACUGUGACAUUAAAGUUCUCACUUGUGCCAAUAGUAGGGCUUGAUAAUUGUAAAUCGGUGUAAUUAAAGGUGGUAUAACUCAAGCCAUGCCCGAAACUCCAUGUAGGGACUGGGGUGUUAAGGACAUACUGCGUUAACUGGCUCAGCAUUAA